This is a messenger RNA of Prionailurus viverrinus (fishing cat), 3597 nucleotides long. Its product is annotated as general transcription factor II-I repeat domain-containing protein 2-like. Gene Ontology annotation, molecular function: RNA binding. The transcript is spliced from 6 exons. The record is from RefSeq and is a predicted model, not a curated record. NCBI's taxonomy places the organism in Eukaryota, Metazoa, Chordata, Mammalia, Carnivora, Felidae. The coding region runs from base 478 to 2802 and encodes 774 amino acids. Gene Ontology annotation, cellular component: nucleus.
GGCGGCCGCUGGGAGGGCGCUGCAGAUCUGCUGGCGCCAGGGGCUUCCUGCUCGGCUCUGCAGGGCGCGGUGGCUCGCUGGGCCCUGGGUGGGCGGGGCCGCACCCCCGCAGUCGCCUGUAAAGGAGGGACCAGACUGUGCGGGUUAACUUGAGAAGUGGCGGCUCUAGGUUCUGGUGCGAGACUCCUUAUUUGUGUUGUAAAUUUGGACGGAGGUAGAGAUGGACGCUGCUCUCCUUAACACUGAGUUCUCAGUCUGGAAAGGUAAAGACAUUUGAACUACGAGCACAUCAGGUGGCGCUGGGAGCUCUCUUACUGCACAUUGAGAAGUUCAUCUCAGAUCAACAUAGACAUUGACAUAUGUGCCUGACCACAUCUUGCCCUUGCUGACUGUAUAUGUGGCUGUAACCUCUUGGGCAGGGGGAAGACCUGCUUUCAUUGUUGCUACUUCACCUCCAGGCUGUCGUCCCUCAGAAAAAUGGUGGGAAGGUUACUACUGCUCCAGAAAAUAAAGUCGGGGGGGAAAACGUCUCUGGCUCCCGUGGUUGCUGAGAAACUAACAUCACCACACAGGAAGACGGCCACAUGGGCCAAAUUGCCAAAAGACAGGAGGAGUGCCAAGAAGAGAAGUGGGAACGAUGAGGAGGAAGAAGAUAAGAACACGGAGUUGGGCCAAGAUGGGAAAGAGCCUAUCAAAAAAACACCUGAUAAAUGGAAGAAGGAGAUGGCUAAACAGAAGGCUUCCCCUGAAAUCAAAAAACAGAGAUUGGAAGCUCGAAAUACCAAAACACUUUUGAUCAAGGACCUGCCUGAUAAAGUCACUCAGCGUGAGUUAAAAGAAGUGUUUAAGGAUGCCUUUCAAAUCAGAUUGGUGAGCAAGGAUGGGAUGAAUAAAAGGAUCGCCUAUGCUGACUUCAAAUCACAGGCUGAUGCAGAGAGGGCCUUGGACGACAAGCAAGGAACAAAGAUUGGAGGGCUUGCCAUAGCUCUGGACCCUGUUGGAGAGAAAAGUCAAGGCCAAGAAGAGAGAGGCUGGAAGAACAGCAUGUGGAGAAUGGGAAAACGAAAGCUAGAGCAAGAAAGCCACACAUUUCAAGAAAAAUGGGAACGAGCCUAUUUCUUUGUGGAGGUAAAGAAUGUCCCUACGUGUUUAAUAUGCAAACAAAGCGUGUCUGUGUCGAAGGAGUAUCACCUCAGACACCAUUAUGAAACAAACCACAGCAGGAACCAUGAGGGAUAUACAGAAAAGAUGCGUGAUAGAAAACUAAAUGAGCUGAAAAAAAGACUGAAAUUUCAACAUGAUGUCCUUUUGAACGUGAAUAAAAUAAGUGAUGCUGCUAUGAAAUGCAGUUACGUAUUAAGUGAGAAAAUUGCCCGGGCGUCCAAACCUUUUACAGAUGGCGAGUUUAUAAAGGAAUGUCUGUUGAGUGCCGCGGAGAUUAUGUGCCCUGAACAGAGACACGCAUUUGCGAACAUAAGACUAAGUGCUAAUAUUGUUCCGCAGCACGUUGGCGAUGUGGCUGGGAACUUACAGGACAAGUUGCGAGGAAAAGGUAAAUCAUUUGUAGCUUUCUCCAUUGCAGCUCAUGAAGGGGCUGAUGUAGAUAAUGCCCCCCAACUGGCUGUAUUUAUUCGUGGUGUUGACGAAACUUUUGAUGUGACCGAAGAGCUUUUGGACAUGGUACCCAUGACAGGCACCUCAUCAGGAAACGAAUUAUUUGUAUGUGUUGAGGAAAGUCUUAAAAAAUUUAAUGUAGACUGGUCGAAAUUAGUCAGUGUUAGCACCGAUGGCAAUUCUGCACUGGUUGGUGUUGAGCAACUGGUUACAGAACUUAAAUCUAAGGUGUCAGGGCUUUGCAAAGACACAGAGCUUAAGUCUGUGCACGGCCUCAUUCUCCAGGAGUCACUUUGCACUAAAAAGUUAAAAAUGGAUCAUGUCAUGGACAUAGUAAUUCACACCAUAACCUGGAUACGUUCCCAUGGCUCAGACCACAGAGAGUUCAGUGCUUUGUUCAGUGAGUUAGAUGCACAGUAUGGAAGCUUGUUCUCCGUGGGACUUAAGUGGCUGAGUCGUGGCAUGGUGUUAAGGCGGUUUUUCGAACUGUUGGAAGAAAUUGAUUUUUUCAUGUCUUCUAAAGGAAAACCUGUUCCCCAGCUUACUAGCAAAGAUUGGGUCAAAGACUUAGCCUUUCUGGUUGACAUUAUGACUUACCUAAACAUGUUGGAUAUCUCCCUGCAAAGGCGUUCACAAGUGGUUACGCAGAUGUAUGACUCAAUUCACUCGUUUUUGAUGAAACUGUGUCUUUGGGAGACUCAUUUGGCGAGGAACAAUCUGGCCCACUUCCCCACGCUGAAAUUAGUUUCCGAAAAUGAAAGAGAUGGCCUGAACUAUAUCCCCAGAAUUAAAGAGUUGAAGACUGAGUUCCAAAAACGGUUCUCUGAUUUCAAACUUUAUGAAAGCGAGCUGACGUUGUUCAGUUCACCUUUCUCAGUUAAUAUUAACAACGUGAGCGAGGAGCUACAGAUGGAGGUUAUUGAACUACAGUGCAACACGAUACUGAAAACGAAAUACGACUGUGUCGGAAUCCCAGAAUUCUACAAACACCUUGGGAAUGGUUACCCUAAAUAUAAGAACCAUUGUGCAAAGAUUCUGUCCAUGUUUGGAAGUACCUACGUUUGUGAGCAGCUAUUUUCAGUUAUGAAACAACAGAAAACUACUAAGUAUUGCCCCCAGUUAAAAGGUUCAGGGGUGACUUCCCUGCGGCACGUCGCUGCACCAGAUACACACCCUGGCGUCGAAUGACACCUCGGGGCUUAAGAAAGGAAUGUCACGUUUUGGAUUUCAAAUCUAAGGAGUAAUACAUUAUGAGACUGAUUAUUUCGAUUUCCAAAUUGUAUUUGUUCACUGUCAAAUUUAAACUACAAUCUCUGGCAUCCUAUGUUUGUAUCUUACCACGUAUAAAAUAAAGUUUGAUUAUACCUUGGCGGUUUAUUUUCCCCCUGCCGUACCUUUCUGGCCCUGAAGAGUGAUUCAUGUUGGUAAACCUCUGCCCUAGAAGCAAUCGCGUUUUUCCCAAAGGCACUUGUGAACCGGGGAUGUGAACCAGGGAGUCCGCUGGAUGAAUGGGGUGUUUAGAUGCCUAGAGCAGCUCUAUCCCCAAGGAUGACAGACUCAGCCCCCUCCCUGAAGAGAGCUGGGACAGCAUAGCUGAUACUGGCCCCUCGGCUUCUCUUUUGGUGCUUCCAUUUUGGAUUUACACAUUUCUUUGAAAUUUCAAUGUUGUUGGUCAGCAUUAGAAGAAGUUGUGGCUGGUCCCACAGCCAUUCUGCCUCUUACAGGCACGGAUAGGCAUUUCCUCCCCAUCAGGGCCACCCCCAAGGGGAUGCAGAAUGAGGUGUCCGUGUCGAAGAGCUUAUGAGCAUCAUUCUGGGGAGAAGGCCCAUAGGUACCAGCAGCCCCUUACAAAUGUCUGUGACCCAAAAUGUGUUUUUCCACUGUGAAAUUGGGACAUGACUGCUCACUGUUACAGACACUGUAUUUUAAAUAGUCCAAUUAUGGGGCGCCCGGGCAGCUCAGUUGGUUAAGCGUCCAACAUUG